UAAGCCUCAGUCGUGAUGUAUAUUUCCACCCCCCCCCCGCCCCCCCAUCUCCUUAUCUCCUUUAGACUCCAGGCUCGCAUAGCUCAUAGGAUACAAGAACUGGAGAACCUGCCUGGCUCCCUGCCACCAGAUUUACGAACCAAAGCAACUGUGGAGCUGAAAGCACUUCGCUUACUCAAUUUCCAGCGUCAGCUGAGACAAGAGGUGGUAGCCUGCAUGCGUCGGGACACGACGCUGGAGACGGCCCUCAACUCCAAGGCCUACAAACGGAGCAAGCGCCAGACGCUGAGGGAGGCCCGCAUGACAGAGAAGCUGGAGAAGCAGCAGAAGAUCGAGCAGGAGAGAAAGCGUCGGCAGAAGCACCAGGAGUACCUGAACAGUAUUCUGCAGCAUGCGAAAGACUUUAAGGAGUACCAUCGGUCCGUGGCCGGGAAGAUCCAGAAGCUGUCCAAAGCAGUGGCGACGUGGCAUGCCAACACCGAAAGAGAGCAGAAGAAGGAGACGGAGCGGAUCGAGAAGGAGAGGAUGCGAAGGCUGAUGGCUGAAGAUGAAGAGGGUUACAGAAAACUGAUUGAUCAAAAGAAAGACAGGCGUUUAGCUUACCUUUUGCAGCAGACUGAUGAGUAUGUGGCCAACUUGACCAACCUGGUUUGGGAGCACAAGCAAGCCCAAGCUGCCAAAGAGAAAAAGAAGAGGAGGAGGAAGAAGAAGAAGGCUGAAGAGCUUGCCGAGGGAGGCGAGUCUGCCCUGGGACCAGACGGAGAGCCCAUAGAUGAAAGCAGUCAGAUGAGCGACCUCCCUGUCAAAGUGACUCACACGGAAACUGGCAAGGUCCUGUUCGGACCAGAAGCGCCCAAAGCAAGUCAGCUGGACGCCUGGCUGGAGAUGAACCCUGGUUACGAAGUCGCCCCCCGGUCUGACAGUGAAGAGAGUGAUUCUGACUACGAGGAGGAGGAUGAAGAAGAAGAGUCCAGUCGGCAGGACACGGAAGAGAAAAUACUUCUGGACCCAAACAGUGAAGAGGUCUCUGAGAAGGAUGCUAAGCAGAUCAUUGAGACGGCGAAGCAGGAUGUGGAUGAUGAGUACAGCAUGCAAUACAGUGCAAGGGGCUCGCAGUCCUACUACACGGUGGCCCACGCCAUCUCAGAGAGGGUGGAGAGGCAGUCCGCCCUCCUCAUCAACGGGACCCUGAAGCAUUAUCAGCUCCAGGGCCUGGAAUGGAUGGUUUCCCUGUAUAAUAACAAUUUGAACGGGAUCUUAGCUGAUGAAAUGGGGCUAGGAAAGACCAUACAGACCAUUGCGCUCAUCACUUAUCUGAUGGAGCACAAAAGACUCAAUGGCCCCUAUCUCAUCAUUGUUCCCCUUUCGACACUGUCUAACUGGACAUAUGAAUUUGACAAAUGGGCUCCUUCUGUGGUGAAAAUUUCUUACAAGGGCACCCCUGCCAUGCGCCGCUCCCUUGUCCCCCAGCUGCGGAGUGGCAAAUUCAACGUCCUCUUGACUACUUAUGAGUACAUUAUCAAAGACAAGCACAUUCUUGCAAAGAUUCGGUGGAAAUACAUGAUCGUGGAUGAAGGCCACCGAAUGAAGAAUCACCACUGCAAGCUGACUCAGGUCUUGAACACUCACUAUGUGGCCCCCAGAAGGAUCCUGCUGACCGGGACCCCGCUGCAGAAUAAGCUCCCGGAACUCUGGGCCCUCCUUAACUUCCUCCUCCCCACAAUUUUUAAGAGCUGCAGCACAUUUGAACAGUGGUUUAAUGCUCCAUUUGCCAUGACUGGAGAAAGGGUGGACUUGAAUGAAGAAGAAACUAUCCUGAUCAUCAGGCGUCUGCAUAAGGUGUUGAGGCCAUUUUUAUUGAGGAGGCUGAAGAAAGAAGUUGAAUCCCAGCUGCCAGAAAAAGUUGAAUAUGUGAUCAAGUGUGACAUGUCAGCGCUGCAGAAGAUUCUGUAUCGCCACAUGCAAGCCAAAGGGAUCCUCCUCACAGAUGGUUCUGAGAAAGAUAAGAAGGGGAAAGGAGGCGCCAAGACACUUAUGAACACUAUUAUGCAGUUGAGAAAAAUCUGCAACCACCCAUAUAUGUUCCAACACAUCGAGGAAUCCUUUGCUGAGCACCUGGGCUAUUCAAAUGGGGUCAUCAAUGGGGCUGAGCUGUACCGAGCCUCGGGGAAGUUUGAGCUGCUCGAUCGGAUUCUGCCCAAACUGAGGGCCACCAAUCACCGCGUGCUGCUGUUCUGCCAGAUGACGUCGCUCAUGACCAUCAUGGAGGACUACUUUGCUUUUCGGAACUUCCUCUACCUUCGCCUGGACGGCACCACCAAGUCUGAGGACCGAGCUGCUCUGCUGAAGAAAUUCAACGAACCGGGGUCCCAGUAUUUCAUCUUCUUGCUGAGCACCCGAGCUGGCGGCCUGGGCUUGAACCUCCAGGCGGCUGACACCGUGGUCAUCUUUGACAGCGACUGGAACCCUCACCAGGAUCUGCAGGCGCAGGACCGGGCUCACCGCAUCGGCCAGCAGAACGAGGUCCGGGUGCUGAGGCUGUGCACCGUCAACAGCGUGGAGGAGAAGAUUCUCGCGGCUGCCAAGUACAAGCUGAACGUGGACCAGAAGGUGAUCCAGGCGGGCAUGUUUGAUCAGAAGUCUUCGAGCCACGAGCGGAGGGCGUUCCUGCAGGCCAUCCUGGAGCACGAAGAGGAAAACGAGGAGGAAGACGAGGUGCCGGACGACGAGACCCUCAACCAAAUGAUUGCUCGACGAGAGGAAGAAUUUGACCUUUUUAUGCGCAUGGACAUGGACCGGCGGAGGGAGGACGCCAGGAACCCCAAGCGCAAGCCCCGCCUGAUGGAGGAGGACGAGCUGCCCUCCUGGAUCAUUAAGGACGACGCCGAGGUUGAGCGGCUCACGUGCGAGGAGGAGGAGGAGAAGAUCUUCGGCCGGGGGUCCCGCCAGCGCCGGGACGUGGACUACAGCGACGCCCUCACGGAGAAGCAGUGGCUGAGGGCCAUUGAAGACGGCAAUUUGGAAGAAAUGGAAGAGGAGGUGCGGCUCAAGAAACGAAAAAGACGAAGAAAUGUGGAUAAAGAUCCCGCCAAAGAAGACGUGGAAAAGGCCAAGAAGAGAAGAGGCCGCCCUCCAGCCGAGAAACUGUCCCCAAAUCCCCCCAAACUGACCAAGCAGAUGAACGCCAUCAUUGAUACCGUAAUAAACUACAAAGAUAGGUGUAACGUGGAGAAGGUGCCCGGUAAUUCUCAGUUGGAAAUAGAAGGAAACAGUUCAGGGCGGCAGCUCAGUGAAGUAUUCAUUCAGUUACCUUCAAGGAAAGAAUUACCAGAAUACUAUGAACUAAUUAGGAAGCCGGUGGAUUUCAAAAAAAUAAAGGAAAGGAUUCGUAAUCACAAGUACCGGAGCCUGGGUGACCUGGAGAAAGAUGUCAUGCUUCUCUGUCACAACGCUCAGACGUUCAACUUGGAGGGAUCCCAGAUCUAUGAAGACUCGAUCGUCUUACAGUCCGUGUUCAAGAGCGCUCGGCAGAAAAUUGCCAAAGAGGAAGAGAGCGAGGAAGACAGCAAUGAGGAGGAGGAGGAGGAAGAUGAAGAGGAGUCGGAGUCGGAGGCAAAAUCUGUCAAGGUGAAAAUCAAGCUCAAUAAGAAAGACGAGAAAGGUCGGGGCAAAGGCAAGAAAAGGCCGAAUCGAGGGAAGGCGAAGCCCGUGGUGAGCGAUUUCGACAGCGAUGAGGAGCAGGAGGAAAAUGAACCGUCAGAAGCAAGCGGAACUGAUGAUGAGUGAUGAGUGUGGACCUUUUUUUCCUCGGUAGAAUGGAUUUCCUUCUCCCCUCUCUCAUUUCUGCCCAGUGAGUUCAUUUGUCCUAUGGGCACUGGGUUGUUUCUGUAUCAUCUUCAUCUAUAAACGAGCUUUAGGAUAGUGCCAGACAAACAUAUGAUAUCAUGGUGUAAAAACACACGUACGUACACACACACACACACGUAACAUAUUGUGACCAAAUGGGCCUCAAAGAUUCAAAGAUUAAAACAAACAAAGCUUUUGAUGGAAAAUAUGUGGGUAGAUAGUAUAUUUCUAUGGGUGGGUCUAAUUUGGUAACGUUUGAUUGUGCCUGGUUUUACCACCUGUUGAGAUGAGAAGAUUUUUGUCUUUUUGUAGCACUGAUAACCAGGAGAAGCCAUUAAAAGCCACUGGUUAUUUUAUUUUUCAUCAGGCAAUUUUCAAACUUUUUAUUUGUUUGGUAUUGUUUUGUUUGUUUUUUUACACUGUGGUACAUAUAAGCGACUUUAAUAGGUGAUAAGUGUACAGUAAUUAGAUUUCACCUGCAUAGACAUUUUUCCAUUUUAUGCUCUCUGAUCUGAAAAAAAAUGCUUUUUGAACUGUAUAAGAUUUAUGUCUACUGUAAACAUUGCUUAGUUUUUUUUUGGCUCUUGAUUUUAAAAAAAAGUUUUGAAAGCGCUAUUGAAUAUUGCAGUCUCUCUAGUGUAUUGGAUGGCUCUUCCCGUCACACCGAUCUCCUGUGUUCCCUGUGUCGUCUCCUUCUCCCCAAAGUGUACUUAAUCUUUGCUUUCUUUGCACAAUGUCUUUGGUUGCAAGUCAUAAGCCUGAGGCAAAUAAAAUUCCAGUAAUUUCCAAGAAUGUGGUGGUGGUGCUUUCCUAAUAAAGAGACAAUUUAGCUCUACAAA
Molecule: messenger RNA, 4685 nt
Organism: Suricata suricatta (meerkat)
Lineage: Eukaryota; Metazoa; Chordata; Mammalia; Carnivora; Herpestidae
Gene: SMARCA2
Product: SWI/SNF related, matrix associated, actin dependent regulator of chromatin, subfamily a, member 2
Exons: 29
Coding region: 16-3786 (1256 amino acids)
Biological process (GO): positive regulation of transcription by RNA polymerase II
Cellular component (GO): nucleus
Molecular function (GO): ATP binding; DNA binding; histone binding
Source: RefSeq, a predicted model, not a curated record